This is a messenger RNA of Lineus longissimus, 1500 nucleotides long. RefSeq lists its product as uncharacterized. The transcript has a single exon. Bases 1 to 1500 code for a protein of 499 amino acids. The record is from RefSeq and is a predicted model, not a curated record. NCBI's taxonomy places the organism in Eukaryota, Metazoa, Nemertea, Pilidiophora, Heteronemertea, Lineidae.
AUGCACGAGGACGAAUUUGGAAAGGAAGCAGCAGACUUUGUCAGGAAACCGCUAUACAUGGAUGACGGAGCAUCAUCGAAGGACCAGAGACAGGAUGUGAAGGACCUGAUCAAGUCAGCUACAGAGCUGUGUGCUAAGAACCACUUCCGUCUUCACAAGUACGUGUCGAACGACAAGGAGGUCCUUGAUUCAAUCCCGCUAUCCGAGAGAGGAACAAACAUCCAAGCCAUCGAUAUCCAUCGUGAUAAACUGCCCAUGGAAAGGACGCUAGGAAUGCAAUGGUGCGUGGAAAGUGACAGCUUCCAAUUCCGAGUUUCCCUACAGGACAAGCCGCUAACCAGGAGAGGAAUCCUGUCAACUGUCUCGUCGAUUUACGAUCCCCUGGGCUUGGUCUCAUCGUUCCUCCUGGGGGGUAAACUGAUCGUGCAGGAACGCUGCAAGAAUGGAGCCAGCUGGGACGACCCUGUUAGUGACGAUAUCAGAGCCAGAUGGGAAAAAUGGAGGAUCGACCUUGAGGAACUUGCUAAGUUGACGAUUUCAAGAGCGUACACAGAGACCCCCCUGAGCAAGAUGAAGGCAAUGGAACUCCACAGCUUCAGCGAUGCGAGUCUCACAGCCUAUGGACAGUGCAGUUACCUUAGAGCCAUCGAUGAGGACGACAGAGUGGAGGCUGCCCUAGUGAUGUCGAAGGCCCGCGUAGCACCCACCAAGGCCAUCACGGUGCCGAGGUUGGAAUUGGGUGCAGCGUUGGUGUCCGUAAAGGUGGGGAAGCUACUGGGGGAAGCCUUAGAGAUCGGUGGUUUGCGCCAGUUCUUUUACACAGAGGGCAUGGUUGUGCUCGGGUACCUGUCCAACGAAUCAAAGCGCUUUCAUAUAUUUGUAGCUAAUCGCGUUCAGGGUAUAAGGAAUUGCACCACCACCGACCAGUGGAGACAUGUGGACACAUCUGAAAACCCCGCGGAUCUUGCCUCCAGAGGGACUAGUGCAAGGGAGCUGAUUGAGAGUGGUCUGUGGUGGUCUGGCCCAGACUUCCUGAAGACAAAGGACCUCCCAGCCCCAGUCAGCUACACGGAGCUCUCACCACAGGACCCCGAGGUCAAAGGAUGUGCUACAGUACUGAAAACCGAGACAAAUGUUGUCAAAGGGAUCGAUUCACAGGACAUGCUAGAAAGAUUCGGCCGAUUCUCGUGUUGGUUCAAGUUGAAAAAGGCGGUAGCUCUCUGCCAACGGUACAUCGAUUGCCUGAAACUAGCAUGCAAGAAGCCAAGAGCCAAACUCCCGGAACCAGCGCGACUUUCGGUAGAGGAGCUGAGGAGAGCGGAGUUAACGAUUGUACGCAUAACCCAGAUCAACGCUUUCCCCGAGGAGAUUAAUACGCUGACAACAACUCAAGGUGAGGGUGACAAACCACGAAGGAUUAGCGCACGGAGCCGUCUGUACUGUCUAGACCCGUUCCUAGAUGGCAAAGAUGGAGUGAUUAGGGUGGGCGGUCGGGUGUGA